Molecule: messenger RNA, 2442 nt
Organism: Abrus precatorius (Indian licorice)
Lineage: Eukaryota; Viridiplantae; Streptophyta; Magnoliopsida; Fabales; Fabaceae
Product: vacuolar-sorting receptor 6
Exons: 13
Coding region: 273-2144 (623 amino acids)
Molecular function (GO): calcium ion binding
Source: RefSeq, a predicted model, not a curated record
GAGUUUAUGAAGUUAGCUCCCCUGACUCCGUCCACCACCUCCCUCUUCCUUUCACCUGUCGUUUACCUUCGCUUUACGUCACAGCUUGAUUGCGAAACACAAACCUCCGCACCAUAAACCAUAUCUCUCUCUCUCUCUCUCUCUCUCUAUAUGCAAAAACAUUCCACCUGUAAUACCCACACUCGCAAUUGCAAUCUCUUGCAGCACACGCGUCCUUCUUCUUACUCUUCUCUUCUUCGCUGCCGCAACAAACCGUGAAACCCUGCAUCUGCAUGGCUCUCACGCUCUUUCGAUUGUUCCUUUUGCUCCUUUUUACCUUUGUUGAUGGACGCUUCGUAGUGGAGAAGAGUAGCAUCGCGCUUCUCUCACCGCACAAGCUCAGAACAAAGCGCGAUGGCGCUAUCGGUAAUUUUGGCCUUCCAGAUUAUGGAGGCUUCAUCGUUGGCUCCGUCGUUUAUCCUGAUAAAGACUCUCACGGUUGCAAAGUCUUCGAUGGCGAUAAGCCUUUCAAGUUUCGCUCUAAUCGUCCAACUAUUCUUCUCCUUGAUCGUGGAGAGUGUUAUUUUGCCUUGAAAGUUUGGCAUGCCCAACUGGCUGGAGCUGCAGCUGUUUUGGUGACUGAUAGCAUUGAGGAGUCUCUGAUAACCAUGGAUUCUCCUGAGGAGAGCUCUGAUGCUGAUGGAUACAUAGAGAAGAUUGAAAUUCCAUCGGCUCUAAUAGAGAAAUCCUUUGGUGAUACGAUAAAGGAAUCUUUAAAUAACAAAGAUGAAGUUUUGCUUAGAAUAGACUGGAGAGAGUCAGUUCCUCACCCUGAUAACAGAGUUGAGUAUGAGUUCUGGACCAACAGCAAUGAUGAAUGUGGAGCUCGUUGUGACGAGCAGAUGAAUUUUGUGAAGAAUUUUAAGGGUCAUGCUCAGAUUCUUGAGAGGGGUGGUUAUACCUUAUUCACUCCACACUAUAUAACUUGGUUUUGUCCUCAGCCCUUCGUUCUUAGCAGUCAGUGCAAGUCUCAAUGUAUUAACCGCGGGAGAUAUUGUGCCCCAGAUCCAGAGAAAGAUUUUGGAGAGGGAUAUGAAGGGAAGGAUGUCGUAUAUGAAAAUUUGAGGCAGCUGUGUGUCCAUAGAGUUGCCAAUGAGAGCAACCGUUCGUGGGUCUGGUGGGAUUAUGUGACGGAUUUCCAUGUCAGAUGUUCUAUGAAGGAGAAAAGAUACAGCAAAGAUUGUGCUGAUGAUGUCAUGAAAUCUUUAGAUCUGCCUAUUGAGAAAAUUAAGAAAUGCAUGGGUGAUCCUGAAGCGGACGUGGAGAAUGAAGUGCUAAAGAGUGAGCAACAAGUUCAGAUUGGGAGAGGAUCUCGUGGUGAUGUCACUAUCUUGCCAACAUUGGUUAUAAACAAUGUCCAGUACAGAGGGAAAUUGGAGAGAACUGCUGUACUGAAGGCAAUAUGUUCUGGAUUUAAGGAGACUACUGAACCUUCGGUUUGUCUAAGCGGAGAUAUUGAGACUAACGAGUGUCUUGAAAGAAAUGGAGGAUGUUGGCAAGACAAAUAUGCUAACAUAACUGCUUGCAAGGAUACUUUCAGGGGAAGAGUUUGCGAGUGCCCUGUUGUUAAUGGGGUUCAGUACAAGGGUGAUGGUUAUACAUCAUGUGUGGCUUUUGGGCCUGCAAGGUGUUCUAUAAACAAUGGUGGGUGUUGGUCGGAAACAAGAAAUGGAGUAACUUUCUCUGCAUGCUCAGAGUCCCAGGUAAAUGGCUGUCAGUGCCCAGUUGGGUUUCGUGGGGAUGGUCAUAAAUGUGAAGAUGUUGAUGAAUGUAAGGACCGAAGUGCUUGUCAGUGUGAUGGCUGCAGCUGCAAGGACACUUGGGGUGGUUACGAAUGUAAAUGCAAGGGAAAUCUUCUAUAUAUAAAGGAACAAGAUGUUUGUAUUGAAAGAAGCGGUUCAAGAUUUGGACGAUUCCUUGCUUUUGUGGUCAUAGCAGUUGUUGUGGGUGCUGGUCUAGCUGGUUACGUGUUUUACAAAUAUAGGCUCAGGUCUUACAUGGACUCGGAGAUCAUGGCUAUCAUGUCACAGUACAUGCCACUAGACCAGCAAAAUAAUGUAGUUCACGCCGAAGCUCAGCCUUUACGACAACAAGGCACAGUGUAAUACAAAGACAUACAUAAUAAGCUAAAAGAAGUAAAAGGAAACUCGUUACCUAGUUGAAUUCCACGAGAGAUGGAUUAUAUACAUGACUGGAUAUAUGCAUUGGACAGGGAAGGAAGAUGAGUACUUUACUGUAGGAUAAUUAUGUGAACGAUUGCAAUGCUUACAGAAAUUUUCUGAAUAGAGUAAAUUCCAGUUUCCACAGUUUGUAAAUAGAACUGUUUUGAGAUGUAAAUGCACACCUGAGAUACAGUAUAAGGAUUCACGUGAUGUUGGAGUACAACUUAUGACGACAUUGAUA